AUGACGUACCAAGCCAAACUCUCCAGCGAAGGCCAUGUCUAUAACAAAAAAGACGGCUUGUCGGGCGGGCUACAUACUAUCAGCGUCAUUGAGCCCGAGAGCAAGAUCCAUCAACCGGAGCUAGGAUAUGUCUGGGAUGCCAUUGUCGUCGGUGCUGGUUACGCCGGCUUGAUCGCUGCCCGCGACCUGGUCAAGGCCGGGAAAAGAACACUGCUUCUUGAAGCCCGCGACCGCGUCGGCGGUCGAACUUGGAGUGCCGAAGUUGACGGCACUACAUACGACAUGGGCGGCACCUGGGUGUCGCAUGUCCACGGCCGCCUGUUCGCGGAAAUGCAGCGAUACGGCCUCAAGGACGAAGUGACCACGACUCGGACGGAAAAUGGAGGUUGCUCCUACUUCACCCUCGACACCGGGUCCGGGUCGCGCAAGUUCUCCCUCGAAGAGGCAGCUGCAAUGAGUGCCCGCGCCUGGACAGUCUUCAUCAACAUCGACGGCAACAAUGGCCGCGACAUAUGUCCCCUUCCCUACUCUUCUCUGGGCAACUCCCGUGUCUCGUUUGAGCAAGUGAAAGCCGUCGAUCAACUAACAUGUCGCGACCGCAUUGAGCAGGUCAGGCAUCUCUUGACGGCCGAUGAGCUAGCUCUCAUCGAGUCCCUGGUCCCACACUGCGGUGGAGGGUCUGCCGAGGACAUGGGAUUCUUGGAGAUGGUCCGCGCUCAAGCUCUCCAGGGAUAUAACCCCGAAACCUUUGAGGAAAUCUGGACUCAAUACAAGAUUCGAGGAGGGCAGUCCGCGCUUGCGCGUCGCAUCUUCGACGAUGCAGUGCGUCUUGGCUUGCAAUACUCGUUCAAGACUCCCAUCAAGUCUAUCUCGGAUAGAGGGGGUAUUGUACUUCUAACUCCCGUGACGAGCAGCAACCGCAACAGAGUCUAUCGCACCAGACGCGUCAUAAGCACCAUCCCCGUGGCCGUGCUCCCCACCAUCGAGUUCGAUCCUCCCCUAUCCCCCCUACGCCAAGAGGCUCUCCGCAUCAACCAGUUGGACUACCUUACCAAAAUCCACGCCGAAGUCGAGGGUGAUCUCCGCGGUCUGAGAGGUUGUACUUGGCCCGGAGACUUCCUGUACGUCUACGGUGACGGUUUCUGUGCCGGGGGCAAGUCAACCCGCAUUACCUCAUUUGCCGGCGACAAUAGAGGCAUCCUCGACCCACUAAAGGAGCCCGAAAGACUCGAAGCCGCCCUCAAGCGCUUCCACCCCAUGGAUAUCAAGAAAGUUGUGUUCCAUGACUGGGUUUCCGAUCCCUACGCCAGGGCAGGCGCUGCUUGGUAUCCGGCCAACUUCCUCACCAAGUAUCUUACCGAGCUUCAAUCUCGUCAUGGAAAUGUCUUGAUGGCGAGCGCUGACUGGGCUUCGGGCUGGAGGAGUUUCAUCGAGGGUGCUAUGGAGCAAGGCGCUUUGGCGGCGGAUACUGUUUUGAGUGAGAUUGGUGCGCUUGGAGCAAACCCUGGUCUCCGGUCUGCCCCUAGAAUUUAG
Penicillium olsonii is the source of this 1533-nucleotide messenger RNA. The record is from the annotation of a GenBank genome assembly. NCBI's taxonomy places the organism in Eukaryota, Fungi, Ascomycota, Eurotiomycetes, Eurotiales, Aspergillaceae.